CGCGCCCACUGGGGCCCCAUCUCCAGGCGGGGAAAAAGCGAUGUGUACUGAAUGCAUUUGGUAUCGUCCCAAGUCUUUAUAUUAGAUGCGUCCUGCGACGUGACAGGUCGACCGAAUUCCUUUCGACACCAGAUUGAAGCUCUCCAGAGCCUCCGUUGUCCACCAUGUUCGAGAAGCUCCCCAAGAUCUAUAAUGUCUACUUCCUGGCGUGCGUCGCCACGAUGGGUGGUAUGCUCUUCGGUUUCGAUAUUUCCUCGAUGAGUGCUAUCAUCGGAACCGAUCAGUAUCUCGAAUACUUCGAUAACCCAGCUGGUAUUGCCCAAGGUGUCAUCGGUGCCGCACUUGCUCUUGGUUCUGUCAUUGGUUCUCUAUUUGCUGGUCCCCUCUCGGACUACCUUGGUCGCCGCGAUGCCCUUCUCUUCUCGUGUAUCUUCUGGCUCAUCGGAACAGCCAUCCAGACAGCCACCACCGGCCGCAACAUGCUAAUCGGUGGUCGCGUCCUUAAUGGCAUCACUGUCGGUAUCACAUCAUCACAAGUACCUGUGUACCUUGCAGAAGUCGCGAAGCACUCUCAGCGUGGAACCAUCAUCAUCAUCCAGCAAUUGGCCAUUGAAUGGGGUAUUUUGAUCAUGUACUUCAUCGGGUACGGCUGCUCUUUCGUCGCUGGAGAGGAUUCAUUCCGGACAGCUUGGUCUAUCCAGUUUGUUCCUUGCGUGUUCUUCAUGAUCGGUCUUCCCUUCCUCCCUGAAUCUCCUCGCUGGCUCGCCAUGAAGGACCGCACCGAACAAGCCAUUCGUACUCUUGCAAACAUUCAAGCCGGAGGAGACCUCAACGAUCCUUAUGUCAUCGCCCAAUACGAGGAAAUUGUCACUGUUCUCGCCGCUGAGCGCGCCGCUCUCAAGGGAUGGAGGAAGUUUGUGUACAACGGCAUGUGGCGCCGCACUCUUGCUGGUUUUUCUGUCCAGGCCUGGCAGCAGCUUUCUGGCGCCAACGUUAUGACAUACUAUGUCGUUUACAUCUUCUACAUGGCCGAUCUUUCGGGCAACGUCAAUCUGGUCGCUGGUGGAGUGCAGUACGCUCUGUUCAUCAUCUUCUCCUCGAUCAUGUUCUUCUUCGUUGACAAGAUAGGCCGAAGAACGCUGUUGAUCUACGGUGCCUUGGCUAUGGCUUUCUGCCACUUUGUCGUUGGUGGUGUAUUGGGAGUGCACGGUGUGGACGUCCCUGAGGGUGUCAAUGGCGAUGCCAACAUUCUGAUCCGGGUUACUGGUUCGCCCGCCUACACGGUCAUCGCCUUCUCCUAUCUUCUCAUCAUCGUCUAUGCUCUCACCCUCGCUCCCAUUUGCUGGAUUUACGCUGCCGAAGUUUGGUCCCUCGAGACUCGUGCCACUGGUAUGGGCAUCGCGGCCAUUGGUAAUUGGCUGUUCAACUUCGCCAUCGGUCUUUUCAUCCCUCCUGCCUUCCGCAACAUCAAAUACGGCCUUUUCCUGCUUUUCGGAGCCUUCUGCGUCCUGGGGGCAACCCAGUUCUGGUUCACUUAUCCUGAGACUUGCGGCAAGACUAUCGAGGAAAUCGAAGUUCUCUUCAGCAAUGAGGGUCCUCAAGCCUGGAAGACCAGGAAGGGAUCGGAGCGUCUCCAGCACGAAAUCGAGGAUGUUGCCACGGCUCAGGCUAAGGGCGAGGCUCGUGCCAGCAUUGACGCAGUCAUCUCCAAGGAGAGCGCUCACCACACUGAGAAGGCUGAUGUUGUUUGAAGUGCGUGUGAUUCAUGCGUAGGAAGACAGCUCACUAAUGUUCAGUUCAUCGAACAAGAGUCAACGAAGAUACCCUUUCAUUUCCAUCUGCAUCAACAAUUGGCCUGUUACUUCCCUAUUUAAGAGUUCGUGUUUCAAGACCAACUAUGUCACAGUUUCUCUAAACAGCUUGUCCUGCUAGUUCCUAUCCCUUCAGACACCGCCUUCGCAUACAACUCUCAAUCCCCCAUCAAAACGCAUACCCACGCCUGAUCUUCCAGCACUACUUCCUCUCCCAUUGCUUGGACAGAGUCCUCUG
Macroventuria anomochaeta is the source of this 2049-nucleotide messenger RNA. Its product is annotated as general substrate transporter. The transcript is spliced from 4 exons. Gene Ontology annotation, molecular function: carbohydrate:proton symporter activity. Bases 165 to 1751 code for a protein of 528 amino acids. Gene Ontology annotation, biological process: carbohydrate transport; transmembrane transport. NCBI's taxonomy places the organism in Eukaryota, Fungi, Ascomycota, Dothideomycetes, Pleosporales, Didymellaceae. Gene Ontology annotation, cellular component: membrane. The record is from RefSeq and is a predicted model, not a curated record.